GUAGCCCCUAAAUUUAUCUCUGAGACAGACAAUUUAAUGGAUUACUGUACCCGAUUCAGUACAACUCAAAUCCAAGACAAUACUGAGUCUGCACUAAAAAUUAAAGACAAGAACCUUGAUAAUUUUUGGAAUCGAGUCCAGAGCGCAUAUGAUUUAGUAGUAGAGACUGAGGAGCAGGACCUUCCCGAGGACUUCAAAGCCUCCGCUUAUAAUAAAUACAGGUCAUGCCUCAUAACGUAUGAAGAUAUGAAAGCCCAGAUUGGUGAUCAACUCCUGCUUCUUAAUCAAGCAACCAAUACCACGCCUACUCCCAGUAUGUCUCAACCCCAGGAAAACUCUAGCUUCGGCUUAAAGGUCCCACCGUGCGAUACGGAAACAUUUUAUGGGGGUUAUGAGCAAUGGCCGUCUUUUCGUGACAUGUUCACGGCGGUAUAUAUUAAUCACCCAAAACUCACAAAAGCUCAGAAAUCGUACCAUCUCCGGUACAAGACUCAAGGCAAAGCCGGCCAAAUAGUGAAACAAUUCCCACUGAGCGAUGAUAAUUUUGAGCUGGCAUGGGAAGCCUUACGGUCUCGCUAUGAGAAUAAAAGAGUAUUAGUUGACAACCAAAUACGUAUUCUCAUGAAUUUAAAAUCUAUUCAAGUGGAGAACAGUGAAGAUAUUCACAAACUCCAAUCAUCAGUGAAUAACUGUCUCCAAAUUCUCGCCACCCAACAAGUCUCUACAGAGAGAUGGGACCCCAUAAUAAUUUACCUCGUCACCUCAAAGCUUCCUGAGAACACAGUGGCUCUGUGGAAGCAAUCUCUCAGUUCCAGGAAAGACCUUCCGAACUGGACCCAAAUGAACCAGUUCCUAACCACUCGAUAUUAGGUGGUCGAAAGCGUUGAUCAAUGGCUCCCAGCCAAACCAAGACCCAAUCCCCAAAAUUCCAUUUUAGUUAGAAACCCUCAACUGCACAACAGACCCCCCUUCAAACCUUCUCACUUUCAACAGUCGCAUAAUAAAUCAUCGACGCAAGUCCAAUUGCAUGUGACAGAAUAGCGUACGAUGUAUAAAUGUUCCAUGUGCAUAGAUUCCUCGCACUCAUUGUGGAACUGUCACAGAUUCCGUAAAUUGUCAGUUCAAGAUCGCAGAAAAUUCGUAAGAGAAAACACAUGUGCUUUAACUGCCUCUCUCAGUCACACUCUCUGAAAGAUUGUCCAAGUACUCAAAACUGCCCCAAUUGUCGAGAAAGACACAACUCAGUGCUUCAGCACAGCACAGCCCCUCCGCCAAAAAGGGAAGACUCUCGAGUACAAAGGACCACAUCGCAGGUAGCCAUGACUGAUAUCCCGAGCCCCAACUUGCAAGCCCCACAAGAAACAGAAGAAAAAGAUGAUUUACCGUCAAGUUCUAAUGGAACCAGAGUAUAAUCGUACUACUCUGAAAAUGAGAGUAAAGUCCUUCUCCCUACAGCGAUAGUCUCAGUAGAACAGAGAGGAGAACUAUUUAAACUCCGAGCUCUCAUCGACCAGGGCUCAGAACGGAGCUUCAUUUCUUCUAAGGCCCAAAACAAACUGAGAUUACCAUGUCAAAGCUCGAACUUUGAAAUCUCCGGCAUGGGUGGGACGGUAGUUCAGACUUCGAACAAAAUCUGUUCUCUGGACUUAGUCUCCUCCAACUUGGCUACAAAAGUCACUGCUCAAGCAAUUUUGCUACCCCAACUAACAAAAAUACUCCAAGGAUUCCAGCCAACUCGCGAACAACGCGAGAAGUGGUCUCAUAUUAAGCUAGCAAGACCCCAAUUGUCAUUCCCCAUCUCAAAUCGACCUAGUGAUAGGCAGCGAUCUCAUCCCGCAAAUCAUGCUUGAAGGCAUGGAGCAUAUCUCAAAAAAAUCUGUUAGCACAAAAUACUACAACAACUUCUGGAGUCCCAACUACGAAAGUUCUGGGAGGUAGAAGAAGUGCCGACACCCAACCUCAUGAGUCCUGAAGAUAAGCUAUGUGAGGAGUUAUACCAAUCCACUACAUCGCGCACACCUGAAGGUCGCUACGUAGUCCGGCUUCCUUUCAAGCCAAGCUUCCCGAAGGAAAUAUCUUUAGGUCAAUCUCGCACCACAGCUCUCCAGCAAUUUUUCAGUCUGGAGAGAAGUCUUCAAAAAAAACCGACUUUAAGCCCCUGUAUGAUAAUGUCUUAGGGGAAUAUCUCACCCUAAAUCAUAUGCAAGAAACAGCUUCCUAUGAAAAAUCCUCAGAAGGAAAAUAUUAUUCCUUCUACCUCCACCACCACGCGGUUGUCAAACCCGAAAAAAGAACCACCAAGGUACGUGUCGUAUUUAAUGCAUCACGAAGAUCAGGUUCCGGACUCUCUCUUAAUGAUGUUCUCUAUACCGGACCAACACUUCAACCCGAUCUGAUGCUAUUAAUCCUCAAAUGGCGCACGUAUCAGUUUGUGUUCAAUGGCUAUGUAGAAAAAAUGUAUUGUCAGAUACUUUUACAUAAAGACCACCAGAAUUACCAGAGAAUUAUAUUUAGAUCAUCUCCAAGCAGCCCCA
Rhagoletis pomonella (apple maggot) is the source of this 2534-nucleotide messenger RNA. RefSeq lists its product as uncharacterized. Lineage: Eukaryota; Metazoa; Arthropoda; Insecta; Diptera; Tephritidae. The record is from RefSeq and is a predicted model, not a curated record.